Messenger RNA from Silurus meridionalis, 1586 nucleotides. RefSeq names its product interleukin-1 receptor-associated kinase 1 binding protein 1 (gene irak1bp1). Gene Ontology annotation, biological process: canonical NF-kappaB signal transduction; immune response. The record is from RefSeq and is a predicted model, not a curated record. NCBI's taxonomy places the organism in Eukaryota, Metazoa, Chordata, Actinopteri, Siluriformes, Siluridae. The transcript has 4 exons. Bases 78 to 797 code for a protein of 239 amino acids.
AAACUACAUUACCCGUCGUGCAGUGUUACCCGUCAUGCUCCGCGCGCGUUGCCAUAGCGAUUCAAAAGUUUACCAAGAUGGCGCAGGGUUCGGUUGGAGUUUUCGCUGUGUGUGGAGGAGACCGGGAGCCGGAGAUGAAGCGGGAGGUGACGCACGGGUGCAGCCGGUGUGCUGCUCGCGGGAGGCAGGUGGAGGUGACGGGCAGCGCGGAGCUGUGUGUUCCCCCGGACCGGGCCGCGGUUUGCGUCUCUGUGUGCAACAGCAAGGAGUGCGCUAACGACGCGGCUAACAGCGUGCAGCGCAGACUGGACUACAUCCUCCACACCGGGAGACAACAUGGAGUCAGAGAGGAGGACGUCACUGUGAUGAAACACUUGCAGAGAGAAGCUGAGCAGUACCGCAUGCAGGCCGAGGUGAGCCUGGUGUUUUCAGACUUCAUGAAGAUGCAGUGUGUUCGCUCGGUGCUGAUUGAAAAGCUGGACAGAAGCGUGUGUGUCGGUGAGCCACGUUUCUCCCACAGUUCAGAAAGUCUCAGCUUGUUACGGAGACGCGUGUGUGCGGCAGCCGUGGAAAACGCUCAGCUCAAAGCACGAGAGGUGUGUAACCUGCUGGGACAGGCUUUAGGGCGGCCCUUAUUGGUGCGGGAGGAGGAGUCUCGGGAGUGGAGGUCAGGACAGCAAGACGCUGUGGUCAGCACUUUACAGGAGAAGGUGGGCCAGAUGUCCAUCACUGCGUCAUCACACGUGUUCGUGACGUUCGAGCUGCACCCUAAGAACAGUACGAGGAAGAGGUUAUGAAGAGCGGAAGAACAUUGACGGAAUACACGAUCGGCAACACGAUGACCGUCGGAGGACAAUCCACAUGAUCUCACUUCCGCACCAGACUUUGCCCUUCUUCCUGAAGAUGAGAAGCAAAUGUCGGCGUCUUUUAACACCGUCAAGGAGAUCCGGCGCAAAUCUCAGAAGGUGCUUGACAAGCUUCGAAAAGAAGACUUGCAAGGUACAUUCCGGAAGCGGCAGGAACGCCGGGAACGCCGGAUCGCUGUGCAAGGCGACUGUUUUGAAGAUGAUUGUGUGGAAACGUAGACAAAUAAAAUACUUUGUUGUAAACGGAGCUGGUCUCCAAACCUUUUGAUAUCACCUCGUACCUUUACAACUUUGAGACAUCAAUACUCAAUAAUGAACAUCAGUAAUCAAACAAAACUGAGUUGCAUUUCAGGAAAUGUGGCCAUAAUGCAAAAUAGACUCUAUGGACAAAAAGAAUUGGGACACCCGACUUUUCCAGACUAGUGCUUCCUGCUCAAACUGUUCCAGCAUGAGAUUCCCAGCUCCAGCUCCAUGAAGAUAUGCAUUCCAUGGAUUGGAGUGGAAGAUCUCCUACUAUAGACCUCUAACUCAAUUGAGCACAUUUUGAGAUGAAUGCUGACCGCACCCCAGGUCACCUCACCUCACCUACAUAAGUACCACAAUCUCCACAAAAUCUAAUAGAACGUCUUCCCAGAAGAGUGGAUGAUAUAACAACGAAUAAGGGUUAAAUGUAUUAUGGGAUGUUAAAAAAUACACUCCCAAUUGUAUUAUUUCCCAAUA